Messenger RNA from Jatropha curcas, 2220 nucleotides. Lineage: Eukaryota; Viridiplantae; Streptophyta; Magnoliopsida; Malpighiales; Euphorbiaceae. The record is from RefSeq and is a predicted model, not a curated record.
AUAAAUAAAAAAGCAAAAGAGAGAGAGUGAGAGAGAAGUAUUAGCUGGUUUUCUCUCCUCUUCUGUCUCUCCUACAUUUACUCCUCUGUUGCCAUGUCUCUUCUCCAAUUGAGUUAGGCUUCUCCUUUUUCAGUCUCUCAUUUAUUGUCAUUAUUUUUUUUUCAAAUAUCUUUGUAUUAUUGGUCUACAAUUUCUCUCUCCUUUUUUUCAUCUCAUUCCUAUCUCAGUUCAAAAAAAAUCUAAUUUCACACUGUCAAACUCCACUCUUUCUUCUUGGAUCCUUCCUUUCCCUCUUCAUUCUCCAUGUAUAAAGUACUUUCAUGAUAUGGGUUUUACUUUGGUGGAUCUGGGUAUUAUUAUAUUUAUGUUUUUUGAUUGGUUAUGUUCUGGUUUUCAUCAAUAGCAACUCAAAUGUGAAGCUCCGUCUUCAGUCAAUGUGGAGUUUUAUGGGUUUUAUCAACCCGUAUUUCUAUUACCCAUUUGUAUUCUAAUUAUUAUUGUUGUUUUUAGAAUCUUGCUUAAUCUGUUCUAUUUUAUCUCAAUUUUUUUUUCAGUUUUCAAUUGGGGUUUAAGGGUUUUGGCAUUUUUUCCCUUUUCACUGAUUAAUAUUGUCGAUUUUUUAUUGGCAAUUUGGUAUUUGUAAUCUUGCUUUUUCAUUGGCUGGUGCCUGGUGCCUGGUGGUAUUAGAUUUAGUGAGAGAUCAUAGGUUUUUCUCUGUUGAGGAAGUUGGGAAUUAUGGAUGCCUCAUUACUCCAUUGAAUUUGGCAACCUGCACAAGCUUUUACUCCAUUCAGUUUAUUCAGGCAUAUUCAGCAGAUGAAAAGAAUGACAAAUGGGGUUGAGGACAAUAAAAGGUCAAAAGUCCGUCGGGAAUCACCAGCGCUUGAAGAAGCUAGUAAUGGUCCUUUGAAGAAGGGCCCAUGGACUGCCGCAGAAGAUGCAAUUUUGGUGGAUUAUGUUACUAAGCAUGGAGAGGGAAACUGGAAUGCUGUCCAGAAGCACUCAGGGCUCUCCCGAUGUGGAAAAAGCUGUCGCUUGCGAUGGGCAAAUCACCUAAGACCAGAUUUAAAGAAGGGUGCAUUCACUCCAGAGGAAGAGCGCCGCAUAAUUGAGCUCCAUGCUAAGAUGGGAAACAAAUGGGCAAGAAUGGCUGCAGAGUUGCCUGGACGCACAGAUAAUGAGAUAAAAAAUUACUGGAAUACAAGAAUAAAGAGACUUCAGCGAGCUGGUUUACCAAUUUAUCCUCCUGAAGUGUGCCUGCAAGUAUUAAAUGGAAGUCAAGAAAGUCAGGACAUGGGAACACUGCAAAGUACGGAUACACAUGGUUCUAAUCUCAUACAGAAUGACCAUUUUGAGAUUCCAGAAGUGGAAUUCAAGAAUUUAGAACUCAACCGUGGACUUCUAUCUUAUUCACCGACAGUUCUUGAUAUUUCUCAAAGCAGUAUGCUAAAACAAGGUGUAAGUCCUUCCCAUAGUAAUAACUUUAUGUUCCCAGCGAUGCAUCCCGCGAAACGCCUUCGAGAAUCAGAGACCAUAUUUCCUACUCUGGAUUGUAGUGUCAGCAGUGGUCUUCCAGUAUUCAUUCAAUCAACAGAUCAUUUUUCCGAGAAAAUUGCUGAUUCCUUUGGUGUAUCUUCCCGAUGUGUUCCUCAUACUAAUACUUAUGGUCAGAUUGGAGAUGAUCCUGUGUUUCUUGUAGGAUAUGAUCUUAAACCUGAAACAGCCAAUCAGGUUUCAACCCCUUACAUUGAAGAGAAAGAAGUGCCUAAUCAUAUCGACUUUACAAGACCAGAUGCUUUACUAGGCUCAGGUUGGUUUGGGCUUACUGGUGUGUGUAUUAAGGACCCACCCAUUCGGACGGAUGCUGUAGGGGCAUCAUUUGGUGAUGAUGUCGACAGCGAAUGCUAGUAAGUCAGAUGCUGAAAAUUCUAAUUUAUUAGCUGUGAUAAAGCAUUGAUAUUUGUAACUCCAGUCACCUCGAUAAUCCUUUUCGGGACUAUUGUUUGGAGUUGCUAUUUCAAGAUCUUGUGAACUAUUGGUGAUAUAAUAUGCCUUGGGGAUUUUCUUCAUCACUUGUUCUGGUGGUACUUCUUGGAUGAUUUGGUAUUAUGAAAUGUUACUGUGUGAUGGAAUAUCAAUAAUCAAUUCUUGCAAUAUAACCACAGUGCUUUGUGAUGUCAAAACUUCAUAUUAUGAACUUAUUCUAUAUUCCUUUAAUUA